CCAAAUGGACACUUUUCGACGUGGGCACGGUUUGCGCCGCAUUCCGGAGGAUUUUCGCGCAGUUUCCGAGAAUAGAGCAGUUGCACAAGAACGGAGACGAGAGUGGAAAAUUCAUGCCGGCGACCUCCACACGUGGGGCGGGAAAAGAACCAGAGCCCGAUCUCUACACAGGUGAAUUGAUGUCCACAGGAAGUAGUUCAAGCGGAAAAAAUGUUCACCAAAUUGCAGCUGAAGAGGGUACUAGCAGGGCUUUUUCUUAUUCAGAGGAUGACGAUUUUGACGACGUUAGCUAUAUGGAGGACGAGCUGCAGGAAGGAUAUAAAAAUUCUGCACACGACGUCGACCACAAUCGACGCACGUCGAAGCCCGGCGAACAAAACGACCGAGCCACGGUGCUAUCUCCUGAGGAGCUGAUCUAUUACAACCUCGCCAUCGAUGGGUGGACGCGCGUGUGGGACUUAUUUCACAAGCACUCCCUGGUUUUGCACGACCCGUUAGUGUAUCAACAAGGCAGUGAUCAUCUAGAAGUUGUACUGGAGACAACUACUACGAGUGAACACGGCCGCGGCUGUGCACCUUUAGCUACAUCUAGCGGCACACAAUCAUCGAAAGAACCCAACACCCGAAGAACACAAGAACAACCGCGCUUAUUAACACAAGCCAAACUUUCGGAGCAGCUUGACAGCUUCCUGCCGUGCACAUUUCUCGCUCUGGCGCAGCUGUGCGCCGACGUGCGGGUGCCUGUUGUGACGUCGUCUUUCAGUUGUAUUGCAGGCCCGGCGACGAGCAGCUGCGUCCCUCCAACUUCAGCCUCGGCACAUUUCGAAUUGACGAAGUGGCUUUUCGAUUUGGUGGACGCAAAAGCGGACCGCGUAUCCUCGAGCGCAGCUGGUGGUGCUUCUAGUAGUUGUACUCCUUCGGGCACCAGAGCUGCAAGAACCGGAGCUAGUAGUACUUCUUCAUUUUGGAACUCUUUCGACACGCCCUUUGUCCUGUCCUCUUCCUUAUCAAAUGCAAAUAUGUCUGAGUCUGGAAACUUGUAAUGCUGGAAGUGAAUGAGGGUUCCACUGCAAUACGGAGCCAAGCAUGACAAAUUUUUCGGCGCCUAUGUGUUGCGUUUUCCGCAUGGCAAACUGCGUUUUUGCAUGACAGGUAAGAGGACCGCUUCGCGCCUAUGCAGCACAAAUUCUUGAGUCAUGUCAGACAUGCAUGACAAAUGUAGCGAUCUCGCAGACCCAGACACUUUUGCAAUCCAUAAUCCUUAACUGCGUUGGCGAAGCUUCACGGUCGAGUUGCACAUGCUGAUCUGGGUGAGGUAGAGCUGCGAGAGGAACACGAAGUAGAACUCCAAAAAUUCACACCACGGUCACCUCCUGGCGAGCAGGAACAACAAAUUGAACUGCAGAGAAGGAGCUCGAGCUGCAUGAGGAAAGAAGGCCUGCAGCUCCGCAUUCGGAAAGUGGGGAUGCUUUUGGGAAAGCGGGCAGCCACGAUGUUGACCAAGCAAAAACUCGAAAUCAGCAGUCAACAAGCAGGUGUUCCGGCUACAACUAGCGAAGACGAGCAAGAGAUGAGGAAAACUUCGACAAUCUCCACUGCAAGAACGCCCGCUUUCCAGGCUAUCGGCAGUGCGGAGGUGCUAUGCACUGCAAAAGUAUCGUAUUUGUAUAAAUGCAUUACAAAUUUUCUCUUCAUGAGAAAUAAAAUUUGUAAUGCGGAUUUGACUUAACAAAAAGAUUUGUAAUGCAUGACUGCAAUACGAGUACGAUAGUUUUGCACAGGAUAGGUGCUGGAGUUUGACACACAGAAUCCCCACAUUGGGGUUCUGAAACACGAACCGGUGCAUUAUCAUUUGUAAAAACGUCCCUACCCCAGAGUUGUGAUGCAGAUUUGCAAUGGCAGGAGCAUUUGUAUUGCGCAUCUCCAUGAGAGGCGUUUGUAGUCAUGUUUUGCGAUUUGUAAUGCUGUCACCAGGAUAAGCAGAUGGAUUUGAGAUGCGUUUGUCGUUGCUAACCUGCACUACACUACGGACUGCAACUUGUGAUGCGUGAGUCCCAAAGCUUCUAGGUUUGUGUUGCAAAAUCCCCAGGUUGACUCUGGGGAGGUGGGGACGUUUUUACUCAGGAUAUGCAGAACGAGAAAAGUUUUUCGCUACCGGAUUUGUGCAACAUCCUGCACGCGCUCGGGAAAUUGAAGAUCAAAUCCAAGAUAUCCCACGAAAAAACUGUUUCACUGUGAUGAUUUUGCAAGAUUUGCAUCACAAGUUUGUUACACAUGACAAAGAAAACUUGGCAUGCGUGCUUCCUAAGGGAAAACACAGCGAAAAAUCCAAUGUCUUGCAUGUGUAGCAAGACAAACACAUUUGCGUUUGGUUCUAUGCAUCACAAGUUUACAGUGAAACAGUUUUUUCUUGCGAUACAAGAUCUUGCUCUACCUCUGCUGCCACAAAAUGCUGUAUCCUGUGCAAAACUAUCGUACUCGUAUUGCAAUCAUGCAUUUACAAAUUUUUUUCCGAAGCUAAAUCCACAUUCCUCAUGCUGAGGAAAUUUGUAAUGCAUUUAUACGAGUGCGAUACUUUUGCAAUGCAUAUGCUGCAGCCGAAGACAAACCGACUUGUGAAGCAGCUGGACGGCAGAAGCGUAUUGAAGUUGGUGAUCGGACUGGCAAAAUUGUACCCGAAAAAUGACGCAAAGGAUUUUACAUCACCUUUGGACGCUGUAGAAGUAGUUGCGAGAAGUUGUAGACGGCACGGGACGAGGACCCCAACUACAACAACUUCGAAUUAUGACAGCAGUGGUUCAUCAUCCUCCCCUACCGCCUCCUCGGAGGAAGACGAAAUGAUCCGGCGGUUGCUACUGCUCGUCGUGAAACCGGUGUUGCAAAGCACGCCCUUGCACCUCGAGACGGAACAAGUCGCGCUGAACAAGGCUCUUUUUACGUUGGGGCACUUCGACGAAAUGUUUGGACUUUUCGAGGAGAUGAAUUCUAGCAAUUCCUAUCGCCCUCGCGACUACAAUAGGGUGGCACAGGAACACCAGAGGCCGCGAGAGGUGCAGACCGGUAGUAGCGAGCAGAAUGGUGCGCUGCGGUAUGGCCAGCACGUGGUCACGUCACAUGCGUAGGGGGACAUAAAAUUGUGCUGUUGAGCGUAGGAGGGGAAGCGCUUGCUUCGGUCCAAAUAAAAAAGCUUAUCUUUUUCACGUGCAGCUGUUUCUUCUUUCGCGAGGCAUACAGAGUAAAUAUCACGGUCCUCUUAGAUGAAAUCAAAUGUCGCCCCGUGUGAUUGACGUUGUUUCAUCCGUUGAUGGUGUGAUCCCCCG
This is a messenger RNA of Amoebophrya sp. A120, 3320 nucleotides long. The record is from the annotation of a GenBank genome assembly. NCBI's taxonomy places the organism in Eukaryota, Dinophyceae, Syndiniales, Amoebophryaceae.